UUGAAAUGCUGGUCAGGGUAGAGUGAAAAGCAGUUGCUGGCAAUAAUAGCCAACCCAUAGCCAGUACCAAGUUCUGGUUCAGCUCUGAGGGCAGAGAACUGGUGGUGCCUUUCUUGGCCUCAUCAGACUUCAGCACCUAAGACAGCUCCAAUAUUCUCCUUCUAUACGGAAAGCUCCGGAAAACACUACUUGGCAAGGUACAAAGAUGGAAACCAGAAGUAAGUCCCAGCUACUUUUGCUGCUAACACUUGCCAGCAUGCUCUUCUCUCAUACAUUGGCAUGGCCUCUCUUUGGAGCACCCUCUGUUCUGAGGUUGGAUGACAGAAUACCACUUGAAGAAGCAAAUGAACCUGAUCAAGUUUCAUUAAAAGUAGACACAGACAUCUUGCAAAAUGCAUUGGCUGAGAAUGACACACCCUAUUACGAUGUAUCCAGGAAUACCAGACAUGCUGAUGGAGUUUUCACCAGUGACUUCAGCAGACUCUUGGGUCAGCUUUCUGCCAAAAAAUACCUUGAGUCCCUUAUUGGAAAGCGAGUUGGCAAUAGCCUCUCAGAAGACCGGGGACCGAUCAAACGGCACUCUGAUGCUGUCUUCACCGACAACUAUACCCGCCUCCGAAAGCAGAUGGCUGUGAAGAAAUACUUGAACUCAAUUCUGAAUGGGAAGAGGAGCAGUGAGGGAGAAUCACCUGACUUUCCCGAAGAGCUAGAAAAAUAAUGGAAAAGCUCUUUGAAGCAAAGCUGCUGACAACUAACCAGUGAAUUCGUGAAGGAAAAGGAUAGGCGGAGUAAUUAUAUUUUGAGUUCUACAUGUGUAAUUCAAGAAAACAACUUCAAUAUCAAAACCAAAUAAAAUAUAUUGUGUUGUGAAUGUUGUGAUUUACUUUAUCCUAAUGUAAUAACUGUGAUGUUUACAUUGUAAGUAUUAUUUGAGCGUUCUAAAACUUGUCUUUAACUCAAAAAAAUCCUGUAAUUUCAUAUGCUGUGUAUCCUUUCCAACAAAAAUAUAUUUAGUGAUAAGUAAAUACUAGGUUAAUUCCAAUUAUGUGAGGCUUUUGGGGCAAGUAGUAAUAGAACACAAGUGAUGUGUUUAUUUAUAGAGCAUACUUAACUAUUCAGACGUGUGGAGCACAUAAUCAGUGAGUCUAAAUUUGAAUGUUAAGCAGCUAGAAUGCUGUGUUCAGUAAACUGCAAAAUGUCUAAGAGAAAACCAAAAACAAAGAUAGAAAGACAUUCUUUGAAACAGAUUUUCAGGAAGUGGUAUUUAUUUUCACAUUUUUAGGCAUCAUUUAUUUUGAAUAAGAUUUAGUCUCUCCCAUUCAGAUCUCUUAUUAGCCGAAGGCUCUCUUCUGUUGUGGUGUAUCAGUGAAAGGUAAUGGUCUCUGUUUCUGACAUCCGACCUUUCCUUUUUGCUUGUGUGAAGUAUGUGUAAGAUGUAAACUGAAUGGAAACUUUGUUUUUCUGUAAUAAAUUUUUUUUCCAUAAUUACUCAAAUAAUGCUUUGGUCAUCAGCUUCCUUCAGUGAAAGUAUAUUUGGAGACAUGACUAUUUUUCCAAAAGGACUGUAGGAAAUUAAAUAGAGAAAAUAAAGAACUUUGAUUAUCAUUCCA
Messenger RNA from Neogale vison (American mink), 1610 nucleotides. It is a transcript of the gene VIP, whose product is annotated as vasoactive intestinal peptide. The transcript is spliced from 7 exons. Gene Ontology annotation, molecular function: neuropeptide hormone activity; peptide hormone receptor binding. Gene Ontology annotation, biological process: adenylate cyclase-activating G protein-coupled receptor signaling pathway; positive regulation of protein catabolic process; epinephrine secretion. The coding region runs from base 206 to 718 and encodes 170 amino acids. Gene Ontology annotation, cellular component: neuron projection; extracellular region; perikaryon. The record is from RefSeq and is a predicted model, not a curated record. Lineage: Eukaryota; Metazoa; Chordata; Mammalia; Carnivora; Mustelidae.